Molecule: messenger RNA, 1971 nt
Organism: Erythranthe guttata (spotted monkey flower)
Lineage: Eukaryota; Viridiplantae; Streptophyta; Magnoliopsida; Lamiales; Phrymaceae
Product: aluminum-activated malate transporter 4
Biological process (GO): malate transport
Source: RefSeq, a predicted model, not a curated record
UCAAUUCAAUCCAAACUUCCUUCUUUUGUUUAUUUUUUCAUGCUUCCAAAACUGGAAUAAGAUCAACAACAAAAAUGGCGGCCGCAAACUACGGGUCGCUGACGCAGAGCUUUCUAGACAAAACCAAAGACAGAGGAGGAGCGGUUUCCAGAAAGCACUUCUCCGACUCGAUUUUCGAAGAUUCCUACUUCGUCCGCGGCAACGAAGGCUGCCUCCGCCGGAUUUAUCGCUCCAUCGGAGACAAGUUUUCCAAUUGGUGGGGGAAUAUCAAGGCCACCGCGAUUAGCGCCUACGAAAUGGGAAGAUCCGACCCGAGAAAAGUUGUCUUCGCCGCUAAAAUGGGCUCCGCUUUGUCUCUGGUUUCUGUGCUCAUCUUCUUCAAAGAGCCCUCCACUUACAUCACCAAGCACUCAAUCUGGGCUAUUCUCACUGUUGUUGUUGUCUUCGAAUUCAGCAUAGGUGCUACACUAAGCAAAGGAUCUAAUCGAGCACUCGGGACUCUUUCCGCCGGAGGACUAGCUCUGGUUAUUGCUGCCUUGUCGAAUAUGGCCGGAAGAUUUAAAGAAGUAAUGGUUGUGAUCAACAUUUUCAUUGCAGGUUUUUUGGCAAGUUACUUGAAGUUGCAUCCAGCUAUGAAGCAGUACGAAUACGGAUUCCGGGUAUUCUUGUUGACGUUCUGCAUCGUUCUAGUGUCGGAAUCGGAUUUUACUCAAACAGCUGUUUCUCGAUUAGUGCUAAUUGCUGUCGGUGCCGGUGUUUGCUUGGUCAUGAAUGUAUGCAUUUUCCCUAUUUGGGCUGGCGAAGAUUUGCAUAAGCUCGUCGUCAAAAACUUUAGAGGGGUCGCCACUUCGUUAGAAGGUUGUAUAAAUAUGUAUUUGGAGUCGAUUGAGUACUCGAGAAUACCGUCGAAAAUUCUUAUAUACCAAGCUUCAGACGAUCCACUUUACAAUGGAUACAGAGCUGCGAUCGAGUCCACUAGUCAAGAGGAGGCGCUGUUAAGUUUUGCUGUGUGGGAGCCGCCUCAUGGCCGCUACAAAAUGUUCAAUUAUCCGUGGAGCGAAUACGUAAAAGUCAGUGGUGCUCUGAGGCACUGUGCUUUCAUGGUGAUGGCAAUGCAUGGUAGUAUACUGUCGGAAAUACAGGCAUCAUCUGAACUAAGGCAGUUUUUUAAAGACGGAAUCCAAAGAGUGGGUUCCGAAGGGGCUAAAGUGCUCCGAUUGCUCGGCGAAAAAGUCGAAAAAAUGGAGAAACUCAACCCGGGGGACCUCCUCCAAGACAUCCACGAAGCCGCCGAGAAUCUACAAAUGAUCAUCGACCAAAAAUCCUAUCUUUUAGUCAACGCGGAGAGCUGGGCAGGAAUCAACGCCAAGCGCCCCGAGAAUGUUCCCGACCAGCACCAUGUCCAAGAACUAAAGGACAACGAACACAAGCCCCCAUUCUUGAUAAAGUCCCUCAGCUCCAUCAACCAACAACCGGGCCCACCGCCAUCUCUGCGCAACUACGACGCCCGCAUGGCGAACCGGAGCGUAACUCAGUCAAUCUCCGAGUGGGGCUCCGGCGAGGAUUUGCUCAGGCAGCAGACAAUGUGGCCGUCCAGGCUGUCUUUAAUCGGAGACGCGAUCUUUAACGAGAGAGAGGCGAGGACUUACGAGAGUGCAAGCGCUUUGUCGCUCGCCACUUUCACUUCUCUGUUGAUCGAGUUUGUGGCAAGGCUUCAGAAUCUCGUGAGCUCGUUCGAGGAUCUUGGAGAGAGGGCCAAGUUUGCGGACCCCACUGCUGGAUUUGCUGAGGUGGCAACGGGUCUUGGUUUCUGGGCACGGCUCGUCAGGCGGGUCAAAGGCUGAUUGCACUGGAGGUUAUAUAUAUUUUUUUAAUCUGACUUCUUGAAUUUUGAGCCGAAUAAUUAAAGCUUAAUAUGGAUUUGAUGCCACAAUUAGUGUAACUAAUGCAUUAUAAUCUUCAUGCAUAUCU